Molecule: messenger RNA, 1175 nt
Organism: Parathielavia appendiculata
Lineage: Eukaryota; Fungi; Ascomycota; Sordariomycetes; Sordariales; Chaetomiaceae
Exons: 2
Coding region: 279-884 (201 amino acids)
Source: RefSeq, a predicted model, not a curated record
GACGGGAAGCUCAAAUCAGCAGUCAGCCUGCGGAGAACGGGGAAGGGUUACUAUUCACCUACCCAAGUGGGAAGCUAUCGCCAGGGCCCCGAAUUACCAAUUUCAUCAGCCAAACAAUUCUUUCAGCAGAUGCCUCCAAACAUCUUCUGCAAGCGCUCGUAGCGGAUGCGCUCCCACAUUCUGACCGCCGCCUGCCCCUUGUUCUGAGUCGCCAGCCUUGUGCAGAGAAGCAGCCAGCAUCACGCUAUCCUCCAUGGUUUAGUCAGCCCGCUAGAUCGAUGUCGACAGGAACGGAUGCGCGGCGUUUCCAAUCAACGCCGGCCGCGCCUUGGGGAACAAUAUGUCGACGGGGAAUCAAGCUUAAACUGGCCUGCCCGUUCGGCAGCGGCUUGCCCUCCAAUUCCAGCGCCGGCUUGCUCCUUCAUGGCCUCACACGCUCCACAAGAAGCACCAAAAUCCGCGACAAUACGCUUCCCGACCUCUGUCACCACGCCUGCACACCCACCCUCCUCAAUGUACUCCGCCAAAUGACACGCAACCUCGCAUCACAUCUCCUUCCCACAACGUACUUACAAUACCUGGCAGAUCACCCCCGGAUGCCCGUUCACCCACCCUCCCCAACCCCGGUGCUCCCGACCUCCUCGGCAAAUGACUGCGUCGCGCAUUGUGACGAACCGGCCGGAUCCAGACGUAAAAGUGGAACGCCUCGUCACCUCCGAGCUCAGAUUGUUUGGAUUGGCGGUUUCAGGGCCUUCAGAAAUCUAGGCCACUUUGCGAAGAACGCAAAGGAGUUCUGGCCGAACCUGAUGUACAACCAGAGGCAGCAGAAGAUGGUAAUCAUCAAUGGUGGUGUUUUCCAUACAGUGGUGAUGCUGGAUGUGUGAUGGCUCUGGUGGGCAGGGCUGUAACCCCUGCAUCAGAUGUGGUGGCAACCCGAUCUGCCAAGGAUGUGGGGCACCACCCACAACAGAACCUGACGAUGUCGCCAAGCAGGAGAGAGAAUGGGAGAGACUCGAGUUGUCGAGAAGGGUUAUGGCGAUGGGCGGGGGUUUGCGGUCGCAUUCGUUGGGUACGACACUGUUAGGCCGGCGAGCUUACCGUAUGCGCCGAUAAUGAGGACGUAGAUGCCCAAGGGAAGAACCAGAGGUAGGAUUAGGGUGUCAUGCCCUGUUGAG